Molecule: messenger RNA, 2186 nt
Organism: Candidula unifasciata
Lineage: Eukaryota; Metazoa; Mollusca; Gastropoda; Stylommatophora; Geomitridae
Source: the annotation of a GenBank genome assembly
UUGCCAGCAACAUGAUCCUAGCAGACGACAGCCACAUCCUGGCAGAGCUGGACAUGUACCUAGACAAGCAACAGUUCCUCAGUCUGUACCAGCCGCCCAACCCUGACGAGGACUAUAAAGGCAGCGGGAUCCGAACUAAGAGGAAGGCGGCUAGAAACACUCGCUGGAGGUGGACCAAUGCGGAAUUGCCCUAUCUGUUUGCAAAAGGACAUUUCGACAAAAAAGAAGAGUACCUCAUCCGAAGAGCAAUGACCGAGUGGGAGAGGUACACCUGUAUGCGUUUCAGACCCGCGGUCAAGACUGACCGGAACAGUGUCCGGUUCCAAAAUGGCGUCGGGUGUAACUCUCAAUUGGGAAUGGUCGGCGGCGUCCAAAGCCUCAACCUGCAAGCUCCGGGCUGUCGUUACAAAGGUCUGUACCUGCACGAGAUCGGGCAUGCCCUGGGUUUGGUUCAUGAACACCAGUUGCCAGACCGUGACGACUACAUCAGAAUCCUCUACGAGAACGUGGACCCAGUCAUGCGUAUCUGGUUCAACAAGUAUACUUCCAAAGAGGUCAACCAGAUGAAUGUCAAGUACGAGUAUUCCUCGGUGAUGCACUACGGUAUUACUGCAUUCUCUCACGACGGGAAAUCCCAGACAAUCAGCGCCCACGACAAGUCCAAGGAGGCCAGCAUUGGGCGAGUUUACCUGAAGGAACUAGCAUACACUGAUGUACACAUAGUCAACUUGAUGUACAACUGCUCCAGUCACUGCAGCAACCAGAAUGAGUGCGGGUCGGGCGGACAUCUGGACCAAAACUGCAAGUGUAUAUGUCCGGACGGAAGUAGCGACUGCGCCAGAAACAACAGAAACAACAACGAAGCCUGUGUCAACAACUACGACAGCUGGGCCUGCUACAUCUGGGCCAACCAGGGCGAGUGUGAGAGGAAUCCCCUCUACAUGAAGCAGGAGUGCGCCAAAGCUUGUGGCGUCUGUGGCACUGACCUUAGCAACAAGGGUAUGUGCCGGGAAUUCCCUGAUGUUUGUGCACGUUUUGUGUGUGUCUGGGGGUGGGGGUGGGGGAGGGUGGUUGGGUGGUUAGCUUUUACUUCCCACGCUUUACAAGACAUACAGUGCUAUUACAUAAAUAAGAAAGAUAAAGUGUUAUUAUGCGUCUGCAGCGACGUCUUCCAGGACAGAAAGUGUCAGAUGUGGAAGGAAAGGGGAGACUGUGUCACCAAUCAGCGAUGGAUGCAGAUCAACUGUAGAGCCACGUGUGGGUUAUGUGGGGAUGUGGCUACACGGCCGCAAGUGAACUGCAAGAAUGCGCCAGAGCAUGAGGCUAAGUGCGACGAGUGGGCCAAAGAUGGCGAGUGCUCUGUCAACGCAGAUUGGAUGUUUACCAACUGCCGGAAAUCAUGCGCACUGUGUGACGUUGAUGGCAUCGGUUUCAGCGGCAACACGACAGGCGUGGACGAAGACAAUAUGGCCUGUGAAAACAACGACCCAAUGUGUGAGGAGUGGGCUGCCGGCGGGGAGUGUGGAAAAAACCCCAGCUGGAUGAUAACCAACUGUAGACAGGCUUGCAAUAAAUGCGACGACGGUAAAUGCAAGAAUCUCUACGACGACGUACAGUGCGAGAUCUGGGCGCAGAAGUUGGAAUGUCUCACAAACACGGAAUGGAUGGGCAAACACUGCUCCAAGGCGUGUGGUCGAGGCAUCUGCGUGGGCACAGAUCCAUCCUCGCGGCCAACCACAGCCAAGCCAGGGAAAUAUUCAACAUCCAGUUCUCCAGUCACAAGUGGUGAGUACUUGUCUCCCUGUCUUAACCGGCACAAGUCCGACACAGAGUGCGACAUCUGGGCCCGCCACGGUCACUGCAACAUCAACCCGGGCUGGAUGAAAGCCAACUGUGCCCUCGCCUGUAAGGUGUGCAGCGGUACCGGCACCACAAAGGGGACGGGUGUCAUUACAGGUGGUUGCCAGGACACAGACUCCAGCUGCGCUUCCCGUGUCGCGAAAGGCGGCUGUAACAACGAGCCUAGCUUCACGCUAACACGCUGCAAGAAGUCCUGCAACAACUGUAACGGCUGCCGGGACACCAACGCCCUGUGCGGCAUCUGGGCGGAGAAUGAUCACUGCAACAUUAACCCGAGGUACAUGCUGAAACAGUGCCAGAGGUCCUGCAACACUUGCUUCGUGUAA